This is a messenger RNA of Xiphias gladius (swordfish), 1998 nucleotides long. Its product is annotated as oxysterol-binding protein-related protein 10-like. Gene Ontology annotation, molecular function: cholesterol binding. The transcript is spliced from 10 exons. Gene Ontology annotation, cellular component: intracellular membrane-bounded organelle; cytosol; membrane. The coding region runs from base 1 to 1998 and encodes 665 amino acids. NCBI's taxonomy places the organism in Eukaryota, Metazoa, Chordata, Actinopteri, Istiophoriformes, Xiphiidae. The record is from RefSeq and is a predicted model, not a curated record.
AUGGGUGAUGAAGCCUGCCCUCAGGUGCCCUCUCCGGCUCUUAUCUACAGAAGCACAGCUGCACGGGGAGACCGUAGGGACACCUCCCUCCAAGGCAAACGACAGUGGCUGAGACCGCGUCUUCUGCUGAUGACAUCACAGAAUCUGUCGCACACAAGCACUUUGCCAAAAACCUGGCUCUCUGUGCCUAUUGUUAAACGCUUAAAAGCGCCCCCCCUUCUGAGUGGAAACGAAUCGGGAGCAGCCACAAUUAAAAGCCACAAGAGCAUCAUGAACCGGUCAGCGCGUCAGGAGAGCCGCGCUUGGAGCCCCUACAGGAGGCAGGAGCAGCGAGGUGGCAGGCCGCACACUUUGGAAGCUAUUGAGCACCGAGUGGGGUCCAGGACCGGGGACAGCUUCGCAGGAUCAAGCCCCUCGCACCACAAAAUAGCCCGCAGCAAGCGGCACCUUGAGGGGGUCCUAAGGAAAUAUACUAACCUGCUCCAGGGUUGGCAGAGCAGAUAUUUUGUACUAGACCCCGAGGUUGGUCAGCUCCAAUAUUAUCUAAAUGUACUUAGUAAAAGCCAACGACCUCCCCGAGGAUCUCUGCCUCUCCUUGGGGCGAUGGUGGUCUCCAGCGAUGAGUUCCCCUUCAUGUUUACUUUUCAGUCCACUACUGGGGAUUUCUACAAACUCAGAGCUCUGGAUGCCCAGGAGCAAGAUUUAUGGAUGACACAGCUUCAGCUGUGUUCCCGACGCCAAUCUGACAGCAAUGUCAAGACCAGCAACCCAGAUACACUAGAUCCAAACGACGAGACCACAGACACAGAGGACAAUGAGGAAGAGGACCUGGGAGUUCUGGAUGGAGAGCGAAGCAUCAUCAUUCACCUCCUGUCCCAGCUCAAACUUGGGAUGGACCUAACAAGGGUGGUGCUCCCUACUUUUAUCCUGGAGAAGCGCUCCCUACUAGAGAUGUACGCCAACUUCAUUGCUCACCCCGACAUGUUCCUCUCCAUUACCUCUGGGUGCACACCAGAAGAGCGUAUCAUUCGCUUUGUCGAGUACUACCUUACUGCCUUCAAUGAGGGCCGGAAGGGUGCUGUGGCCAAGAAGCCCUAUAACCCCAUCCUGGGUGAGAACUUCCACUGUUCCUGGUAUGUGCCCCGGGACUGUGUUCGACCUCUCAGGACUACUAACUGCACUGGUCCCAACUCAGCACCCACAGCCACUUCUAACAUUCCAGUGACCUCACAGAGGGGGAUGGAUGGCAGCAGCAGAAGAAACUCAGACUACUAUUGUGUUCGCUUUGUGGCAGAGCAGGUGUCCCACCACCCACCUGUAUCAGGCUUCUACUGCGAGUGCAAGGAGAAGAGAAUGUGUGUCAACACUCAUGUCUGGACCAAGAGCAAGUUCAUGGGCAUGUCUGUUGGAGUCUCCAUGGUCGGAGAAGGUGUGCUGUAUUUGUUGGAGCAUGAUGAGGAAUAUGUGUUCACACUGCCCUGUGCCUACGCCCGCUCCAUCCUGACUGUGCCAUGGGUGGAACUUGGGGGAAAGGUUACUAUCGACUGUGCCAAGAGUGGGUACUCUGCCACUGUCACUUUCCACACCAAACCCUUCUAUGGAGGAAAAGUACACAGAGUAACAGCAGAGGUGAAGCACAACCAGACAGGAAACAUUGUGUGUAAGGGCCAGGGAGAGUGGAACGGGAUGCUGGAGUUCACCUACAACAAUGGGGAAAACAAGGUGAUUGAUACCUCCAAGCUGCCAAUCAUCAAGAAGAAGAUCCGCCCUCUAGAGAAGCAGGGCCUGUAUGAGUCACGGCGUCUUUGGCAGCAUGUAACAGCAUCACUGAAGGCAGGAAAUAUGGAUGCAGCCACAGAACACAAACACUGCCUGGAGGAGAGGCAGCGCAGCGAAGGCAAACAGAGAGCUUCCACUAAAAUCCCCUGGAAAGCCAGAUAUUUUAUCAAAGAGGGUGAAGGCUGGGUAUACCACAAACCUCUGUGGAAAGCUGAUUGA